AUGUUCAAUACAGUGUCUGGUAAAAAAUUGCCAUACUCGCGUUUGCCCUUCAAGAAGGAUACUGGGGACACAAGGGAAACACCAGCAAUUGAUGUGUGCAAAGGGCCAUUGGAGGAUAAAGCAUGGUUGAGCAUAUAUGACUUACAAGUCACUGAGGAUCAGAUACAAAGGGAUCUCUCAUUAAUCAUUAUACAAGUUGUUUGGGACGCUUAUGAGGCCACUGAGGAAUCUCACGGGGUCUGCAUUCACGAGUGGGAUGAGUUCAAGACCCCUGAUUAGCAAAUGAUUUUUGAUAAUAUGCAGAAACCAGCAUUUGUGUUUGAUGGCAGAAACAUUGUGGAGACUAAGAAGCUGAGGGAUAUAGGAUUCAUUAUCUACUCAAUUGGGAAGCUAUUGAACCCAUGGCUCAAGGACAUGCCUGCGGUCGCAUAA
Corylus avellana is the source of this 432-nucleotide messenger RNA. RefSeq names its product UDP-glucose/GDP-mannose dehydrogenase family protein. Gene Ontology annotation, cellular component: nucleus. Gene Ontology annotation, molecular function: UDP-glucose 6-dehydrogenase activity; NAD binding. Gene Ontology annotation, biological process: glycosaminoglycan biosynthetic process. NCBI's taxonomy places the organism in Eukaryota, Viridiplantae, Streptophyta, Magnoliopsida, Fagales, Betulaceae. The record is from RefSeq and is a predicted model, not a curated record.